Molecule: messenger RNA, 1323 nt
Organism: Fusarium mangiferae
Lineage: Eukaryota; Fungi; Ascomycota; Sordariomycetes; Hypocreales; Nectriaceae
Product: putative 26S proteasome regulatory subunit YTA3
Exons: 4
Coding region: 1-1323 (440 amino acids)
Biological process (GO): proteasome-mediated ubiquitin-dependent protein catabolic process
Cellular component (GO): proteasome regulatory particle, base subcomplex
Molecular function (GO): ATP binding; proteasome-activating activity; ATP hydrolysis activity
Source: RefSeq, a predicted model, not a curated record
AUGCCUUCCGCAACCGGCUCCAACUGGGAGAAGUACCAGAAGAACUUUGCCGACGAUGAGGUAGAAGAGAAGAAGAUUACACCUCUAACGGACGAGGAUAUUCAGGUUCUCAAGACCUACGGCGCCGCGCCUUACGGUACAUCUAUCAAGAAGCUCGAGAAGCAGAUCAAGGAGAAGCAACAAAGUGUCGAUGAGAAGAUCGGCGUAAAGGAAUCCGACACAGGACUCGCGCCUCCCCAUCUAUGGGAUGUGGCCGCCGACCGUCAGCGAAUGUCUGAAGAGCAACCUUUCCAGGUGGCACGUUGCACGAAAAUCAUAGCUGACGAGAAGGGCGACGAGGCCAAGAGCAAAUAUGUGAUCAACGUCAAGCAAAUCGCAAAAUUCGUUGUCCAGCUUGGAGAGCGCGUCAGUCCUACCGACAUCGAAGAAGGGAUGCGCGUGGGUGUCGAUAGGAACAAGUACCAAAUUAUGCUUCCCCUACCGCCCAAAAUCGAUGCGAGCGUUACGAUGAUGACGGUGGAGGAGAAGCCCGAUGUCACCUACGGCGAUGUUGGUGGUUGUAAGGAGCAGGUUGAGAAGCUACGGGAAGUUGUCGAAAUGCCUCUACUGUCUCCUGAGCGCUUUGUCAACCUCGGUAUUGAUCCCCCCAAGGGAGCCCUGCUCUACGGUCCUCCUGGAACCGGAAAGACCCUCUGUGCCCGAGCUGUUGCCAACCGAACAGACGCCACCUUUAUCCGAGUUAUUGGUAGUGAGCUGGUUCAGAAAUAUGUCGGCGAGGGCGCAAGGAUGGUUCGAGAGCUCUUCGAGAUGGCCCGUACAAAGAAGGCAUGCAUCAUUUUCUUCGACGAGAUCGACGCCAUUGGUGGUGCUCGAUUUGACGAUGGUGCUGGUGGAGACAACGAAGUUCAGCGAACUAUGCUUGAGCUUAUUACGCAGCUUGACGGUUUCGAUGCUCGUGGAAACAUCAAGGUCAUGUUUGCCACCAACAGACCCUCUACAUUGGAUCCUGCGCUCAUGCGACCCGGCCGUAUCGAUCGAAAGAUCGAGUUCUCACUGCCUGACCUCGAGGGCCGUGCUAACAUUUUGCGCAUCCACGCUAAAUCCAUGUCGGUCGAGCGAGACAUCCGGUGGGAGCUCAUCUCUCGUCUCUGCCCCAACGCAACGGGUGCUGAGCUGCGUAGUGUUUGCACUGAGGCCGGCAUGUAUGCCAUUCGCGCAAGGAGAAAGGUUGCAUCCGAGAAGGACUUCCUCAGUGCAGUUGACAAGGUCAUCAAGGGUAACCUUAAGUUCAACUCGACGGCGACGUAUAUGCAGUACAACUAG